Messenger RNA from Pungitius pungitius (ninespine stickleback), 1029 nucleotides. Its product is annotated as collagen alpha-2(I) chain-like. NCBI's taxonomy places the organism in Eukaryota, Metazoa, Chordata, Actinopteri, Perciformes, Gasterosteidae. Bases 89 to 967 code for a protein of 292 amino acids. The transcript has 5 exons. The record is from RefSeq and is a predicted model, not a curated record.
ACUGUCAGUUCACAGCGCCUAAUAGCUCCAGCUCGUCCAACAGACAACAGUCGGAUCCACGGCUGCGUCCCAGGUUUCCUGCAUCAAGAUGAGGUGUCUUCUGUUUGGGGUUGUUCUCGGACUUCUUGCGGCCGUCCACUCAUCACCGGCACACACUGCGACCCAGAUCGCCGAGGACGAAGUCAUCCGAGAGGCCGCCACGGACGGCUUCCUGGUCGACAACCUUUUCCUCCCUUCCGGCGCGCCUGAAUCACCGGGAACAAACGUCACCGCGUCCCAGCGGCCGACCCCUGACGCGGCGGAGGGCAGCGGCGGGGAGAGCGGCGACGCGACCUCCGCGACCCUCCGGUUCGACACCACGGUCGGCUCCGCUUCGCCUCAACCCGCCGCGCCGAGCUCCCGGCCCGGCUCGACCUCGGUGCCCUCUCGGGCCGCCGGCCGCGCCGUCUCCGCCUUUGACCUCCUGAGCAACGAGGUGUCCGCCUCGGGGUCCGGCGACGGCGAGAUGUUCGGCCAGGACGCCACGGCUCCCGCGGGCACCGGCGUGGCCUCCGGCUCCGCUACGGAAGCCCCCUCCAGGGCUCGUUUCCUCGGGGAAAAGGUGCCAGGAGGCAGAGGUUCAGGCGACAGGUCGGAGCAGGAAUCCGGAUCAGAACCAAACGUGGGAACACCGAAUAGUCCACCGGCAACUUCCAAACCGGGCGGUACACCAGGAUGGAUGAUCAUUGCUGGAUUUAUUGUGGGCCUUGCAGCACUGGUAGUGAUCUUCGUGGCCAUCGCCACUAGAGACAGCUGGAACGGACCGAACCAGGCGGCACAGCUGGUGGGCAAAGCGAACCCGUCGACCCAGCAGGUGGAGCUGGAGACGUUCCUGCACAAGGAGGUCCCCAAGGAGAACGGACACGCGUCGGAAUACACCGUCAUCCCCCUAGAAGACCUUCUUCCAGAGCAAUGCCCAUCCCACUGAGGCUCAUCGAAGAAACGCACGACUCAUUCGAUUACAGCAAACCGCUCUGUGGCGGGGUGGGG